Meleagris gallopavo (turkey) is the source of this 4620-nucleotide messenger RNA. Lineage: Eukaryota; Metazoa; Chordata; Aves; Galliformes; Phasianidae. The record is from RefSeq and is a predicted model, not a curated record.
UAGGAGAGAAGUGAGAAACGGACGGGAUAUAGCAGUGUAGGGAUGUGUUUGUUAGCUGCACAUUCUGAGACCCCUGUGAAAGAGCGGUGCUUGAUGCUGUAUCAGCUAACAGGGCUUUGGGAAUGCUUUUUUCCCUUCUGUGAAGAUUAUUCUUUAGCCCCAUGACAGCCACAACUUUUCUGUAUGGUUGACGGGAUUGUCUGACGAGCCUGGGCGUGAGAUGAGGAACAAGGAACUUGUGUCUUGUUCAGCUCUGCCUCUUCUUCCUCCUAUCGUUCCUUCAGCACAGCGCAGGCACCCGAACAGGCAUCAGCAUUUUUACUCCUGUGUCAUCCAACUCUGUUCAGAGCAGGUCUAGACGACAUUGUGGUAUGCAGACUGCCAGCUGUGUUACAGGAAUGCUACCAGAGGUGAAAUUGCAGGGUAUUUAAAGAAUGAAUGGUGAAUAACACUGAAGAACCCCAAGAGGCUUUAUAACGUCCCAUCCCCAUGUAAAGUAUGCUCAGAACUUUUCCAGUAGUGGAGAUGAACGCAUGGCAAUUCUUCCUCGGUUGAAACCUUUUUAUCAGCCCUCGCCAUAGGGAAAUUUGACACCUUGUCACGACUGGUGAAAGUUUUGCCUGCUGGAAACCAUGUCUCACUACACAGACGAACCAAGAUUUACCAUAGAGCAGAUAGACCUGCUUCAGCGCCUGAGACGUACGGGAAUGACCAGACAUGAAAUCCUCCAUGCGCUGGAAACCUUGGAUCGUCUUGAUCAAGAGCAUAGUGACAAAUUUGGAAGAAGAUCUAGCUACGGAGGUGGUUCCUACAGCAACAGUACCAACAACGUCCCAGCAUCUUCCUCGACAGCCACGGCUUCAACACAGACCCAGCAUUCUGGGAUGUCCCCAUCCCCAAGCAACAGUUAUGACACCUCCCCACAGCCUUGCACUACUAAUCAGAACGGGAGGGAGAGUAACGAGAGGUUGACUGCAUUCAAUGGGAAGAUGUCACCCACCCGCUACCCGCUAGCAAACAGCUUGGCUCAAAGGUCCUACAGUUUUGAAGCUUCCGAAGAAGACUUGGACAUUGAUGACAAAGUGGAGGAACUGAUGAGGAGGGACAGCAGUGUGAUAAAGGAGGAAAUCAAAGCCUUCCUAGCCAAUCGGAGGAUUUCCCAAGCAGUUGUUGCACAGGUAACAGGUAUCAGUCAGAGCCGGAUCUCACAUUGGCUUUUGCAGCAGGGGUCAGACUUGAGUGAACAAAAGAAAAGGGCAUUUUACAGAUGGUACCAACUUGAGAAGACAAAUCCUGGGGCUACGUUAAGCAUGCGACCAGCUCCCAUCCCAAUAGAAGAGCCAGAAUGGAGACAGACACCUCCCCCAGUCACAGCUACCUCUGGGACCUUCAGACUACGGCGAGGCAGUCGGUUCACGUGGAGAAAGGAAUGCCUGGCUGUUAUGGAAAGUUACUUCAAUGAGAAUCAAUAUCCUGACGAGGCAAAGAGAGAAGAAAUUGCCAACGCCUGUAAUGCAGUUAUACAAAAGCCAGGAAAAAAGUUAUCAGAUCUGGAGCGAGUUACCUCCCUUAAGGUGUAUAACUGGUUUGCCAACAGAAGAAAGGAAAUCAAGAGACGAGCCAAUAUCGAAGCAGCAAUCCUGGAGAGCCAUGGAAUAGAUGUACAGAGUCCGGGAGGUCAUUCCAACAGCGACGACGUUGAUGGCAAUGAUUACUCAGAGCAGGACACUUGGCAAGUACGCAAUGGGGAGGAGGAGGGAAGAUGUUCAGAGGGAGGCAGAGAAGCAGAGAAGGUAGAAGAAGACAGGAGGAUCUGCUCCAAACAAGCAAGUUACACCAUUCACGCCACACGCAAUGAUGACAGCACUAGCCAUAGUGACCAUCAAGACCCCAUUUCAUUAGCUGUGGAAAUGGCAGCGGUAAACCACACCAUCUUGGCAUUGGCCCGGCAAGGAGCCAACGAGAUCAAGACAGAGGCUCUAGACGACGACUGAUAUAAAGAAGGGGGAGGGUCGAAGCAAGAAGUAACUUAGUUUUAGACGUAGCACCUUAGCAGACUUUCCUCGGUCCUUAAUAUGUGUUCUUACAGUAUAACUUUGCAGUUUCUUGUACGUCAGUUAGCUGUUAGGGUCUUGUUCUGUGAAGAUGGCAUGGUGCCCUCAGCCUUUGCGUAUACUCUCUCAGUAUUAAUUCCCAAUAAAUAAUCAAUCAACCAACCAACCUCCCUCUCCCAGCCCCAGUGGCUAGAAAAAUCUUGCUGCUCUAUCUUAGCAUUCAAAGUGCUUCCAGGUAUUUUAGACAGUCCUCAAUUACAAGUCUUAGGCUACACUUAAAAUCUUGGAUACCUUUAGAGAUUGUGUAAAAAUAGUCUGUACGCUUUUCCUUCUCUGAGACUGAAAGGAUGCAAGCUGAGGUAGUGGCACAGGGUCGAUGGACACCAGACUGGGAGUAUCAACAGAGAGUAAAAAGAACACUAGAAACCCCACUUCAGCUGAUUCAGAUUUCCAGCUGCAAUAAGCUGUGCCUCACUGGUCAUACAGUGACUUGAUAUACUUUUGGGUGCUGUGCUAAGAAUGUCCAUUGGAAACACAUUCACAUAUUUCAGUUGAUGUUCACAUAUUCAACACAGACAUCCUCUACUCACAAGCUGCGUGGCUUAGUGGAUAAGUACUGCCUUCUGCCUCUGGGACCAUGAUUGAAGCCCAGCCUGGGAUCAUAUGAAAAAUGAGCUGAAUGUCUAAUGGACAACAGUCCACCUCUCAAAACCACUAUUCAUUAUUUGGCAUGGCUUGUAGUGCCUGCUCAGAAGAGGUCUAGACUCUAUUGAUCUGUCACUAACAGUUUCACUUUUUAUUCUUCCUUUUCUGUCCCCACCCUAUUCCCCUCUCCACUUUGCCACUUUCAAAAGCAAUGUUUUCCAAGAAGGUUUUAAGGUCAUGAAACGGGUGAGUGAUUUUUUUUACACGUCUGUGUAACUAAUGCCUACAUCUAGCCCGAAAGGUUAUUCAAGAAGUUUGACAUCUGACCUUUGCUAGUUAACCAUCAUAGCAUAAAUAUUCUCCUACAUAAGAGCUUUUGCCUUUGCUUAAAGGCAAGAGGAUCUCUUACCAGAGAAACGGGGUGUGAAUGUUUUGUGUUCUCUUUACUCUGUCCUUGUUAAGAUGUGAGAAAGCUAUACUGCUACGAGCAAUUUAAUUAAUAAUUGGAAGCCAUACUGAUAAUGGAUGUGGUAAUAUUUGUAAAGCAAACCUACUUUAAGUAGCAGAAACUAAUGGAAUUGUUUUCCUUGAUCAUAUGUAGCACUUUUGUUACCUUUUUUCUUAAAGAUAUUUAUAUUUGAUAAGUCUUUUUUUUAUCAUUUGAGAAUUCAAAAUGCCAAACAGCAAACUCGCAUUACAGAGUCACCCUGCGAUCGCCUUGUCAUCUAGUAUCUAAAUGAUGAACUGUGUGUGCAUCUAAGAAAAUUACAUCUGCUGGCAUUGUGUGGAAACGAUCUCCUGGCAUCCUGAUAAAAUGAUAUGUUGCUGCCGGUAAGAGGAAACAUCUCAAUGGAAACAGCACGGGAAGUGUUAGAGACAGGCAGGACUGUGUUACAUUAAAAAAAAACAAAAACAAAAACAAAAACAAAAAAAUAACAAAAAUAACAAAAAUUAAAAAAAACUAUGUAAAUUUUUGUAUAUAGAUAUAUAAAAAUUUCCAUAGUAUUUCCAAAACAUUCCAUUUGUAUCUUCCCCAUUUACGUGGGAAUAGCUGAAGUGGGGAAAAUAGCUGAAUUCUGAAGGAUGGGCUUCCUUCUUCUCUCAUCCUCUUCCGAAGGUGGAGGGGACAAAAGGAAGUCACAGUUACUUGGUUUGUUCUCAUCCUCCCUUCCUCAUGCACAGCUAUCAGUUAGCAUCGUGACCUCCCAAAUUGCGGCUCCUCAGCAGGUUUUUGGGCAGCCUAAACCCACCAGGGUGUAGGCUAGCUUAGAUCAUCCUCACAUCUGUUAAUCUCACCAAAAUUGCUUGGGUAAGUGCGGAGGAGAUUUUGUGCUUUCAGAGGGUGCAGAGCUGGCACCUCUUUGUCUCUGUAACUCUGAAGAUAAAUAGGUAGGUCUUGGCCUCGUCUUUCAUUUAUGGAUUUCAUUGGAAAAUUUAUGUGCUUUCUUUAGGUAUAGAUCACUGAAGCAGAAUGAAGCCGUCUUUUUCUGUUUUAUUGCAUUUCUUGAGUAGGCAAAUUUGUAAGUAGCAUCAGGGCAGACUCGGGGAAAACACAGAAUUGGAUCAGCUGCCGUUGCACCAUUGCAGUUUAUUUCUGAAUGUGUGUGUGAAUGUUUUGGUACUAAGGAGUGAAAGAACAGGGAGAGCUUUUUUUUCCCUAUUUUUGCACAGCAGAAUGAUCAAGCAAACUAUAGCCUUAGUGGAAUUUUACCUUAUUCAUACUGCAGUCACACACCAAGCUGACAAGCAACAUCCACGAUUUAUAGGAAGGAGAUUUUAAUAAUCGAUGGCCUCUUUAUGUUGGGAUUGCCACCACCAUUUGUCCUGGCUGUUUCAUUUUAAAAAGAACAGACUCAAACUGUUGGACAGCUGCAAUUUUAGAAGAAAUAUUGCUUACUAUAGCAUCUCGAGAAAAAAAAAA